Messenger RNA from Cyprinodon variegatus (sheepshead minnow), 3051 nucleotides. RefSeq names its product matrix metalloproteinase-14-like (gene mmp14b). Gene Ontology annotation, biological process: zymogen activation; extracellular matrix organization; skeletal system development. Gene Ontology annotation, cellular component: extracellular matrix. The transcript has 11 exons. The record is from RefSeq and is a predicted model, not a curated record. NCBI's taxonomy places the organism in Eukaryota, Metazoa, Chordata, Actinopteri, Cyprinodontiformes, Cyprinodontidae. Gene Ontology annotation, molecular function: metalloendopeptidase activity; zinc ion binding. The coding region runs from base 344 to 2176 and encodes 610 amino acids.
UAAACCAAUAUUUUCCAGAGAAAAAACCUCCCGGGAGAAUCAUAGCACCACGUCUGCAGAGGGAAGAGGAGAUGGGGUCAGAAUAAGCAGAAUAAAGUCCAGCAAAGAGGGGAGAGAACAGGAGGACAGAGAGAGGAUCUAUUAGUGUGGAAACAAAGCCUGCAGCAACAUCAGGAGCGAAGCGCAGGCAGAACUUGGACAUCCCCACAAACCUCCCCUCCUCCCCUCUGACUUCCUGCCAAAUUGAUGAUGUUUUGACAUAAAAACAAGGGGGAAGAUCGUGCGGACGUGUACAAGAACAUCUGGCAAAGUUUGUUUUCUGCAUCUUUUUGUGCGUGGUGUGAUGAUACCAGAGGUGAGGUCGGUGGUCCGGCUGCUGCUGCUGGCGCUGGUCUGGGAGCUGAGAGCGCAUGGAGCGACGCAGCGGCAGGUCAACCCAGAGUCAUGGCUGCAGCAGUAUGGUUACCUUCCCCCAGGAGACCUAAGGACUCACUCCCUUCGUUCCCCUCACUCCCUAUCCUCAGCCAUCGCCACAAUGCAGAGGUUCUACGGCCUAACAGUGACCGGCAGCAUGGAUGAUAAAACAAUUGAGGCCAUGAAACGACCCCGCUGCGGCGUGCCAGAUAAGUUUGGAGCAGAGCUGAAGAGUAACUUGAGGAGGAAGCGUUAUGCCAUUCAGAACCUGAAGUGGCAGAAGAGAGAUAUCACGUUUUCGAUCCAGAACUACACCCCAAAGGUGGGCGAGUAUGAGACCCACGAGGCCAUCAGGAAGGCCUUCAAGGUGUGGGAGCGCGUCACCCCGCUGCGCUUCAGGGAAAUUCCCUACAGCUACAUACGGGACAAGGUGGAGGAGUUUGCCGACAUCAUGCUCUUCUUCGCCGAGGGUUUCCAUGGCGACAGUAGUCCUUUCGAUGGCGAGGGCGGCUUCCUGGCGCAUGCCUACUUUCCUGGCAACGGCAUCGGUGGAGACACUCACUUUGAUGCGGCCGAGCCAUGGACGAUUGGAAACAGGGAUCUGCAUGGUAAUGAUGUCUUCCUCGUUGCUGUGCAUGAGCUGGGCCAUGCUUUGGGUCUAGAGCACUCCAAUGACCCCUCAGCCAUCAUGGCUCCCUUCUACCAGUGGAUGGACACAGAGAACUUCCAACUUCCUGAUGACGACCGCAGAGGCAUACAACAACUAUAUGGGUCUGGAUCAGACCUUCCGCCGCCCCCUCCAUUGACACCACAGCCACCUGACCAUGACCCCCAGCCCACUUAUUCACCAGAUAAACCUCACUUUGGUCCUGACAUCUGCGAUGGACACUUUGACACCAUUGGAAUCUUCAGAGGAGAAAUGUUCGUCUUCAAGGACAAAUGGUUCUGGCGAGUACGUAACAGCCGUGUGUUGGAGGGAUACCCCAUGCCCAUUGGUCACUUUUGGAGGGGUUUACCCUCUCACAUAAAUUCUGCUUUUGAAAACGAAGAGGGGAAAUUUGUUUUCUUUAAAGGGGACAGGCAUUGGGUGUUUAGCGAAUCAAUUCUUGAAUCUGGUUACCCCAAAUAUCUGAGGGAAAUGGGCUCCGGCCUUCCCAAAGAUCGGAUAGAUGCUGCUCUCCUCUACACCCCCAAUGGACACACCUUUUUCUUCCGAGCUAACAAGUAUUAUCGUUUCAAUGAAGCAUCAAAAAGAGUGGAUGACGGUUACCCCAAACCAAUUGACAUGUGGCAGGGUGUUCCUGACAACAUUAAGGCAGCCUUCAUGAGCAAAGAUCAAGCAUAUACCUACUUCUACAAAGCCAACAAGUACUGGAAGUAUGACAAUCAGAGGAUGCGUGUGGAGCCUGGAUACCCCAAAUCAGCGCUUCGUGACUGGAUGGGCUGCCCCAAUGAGGAUCCUAAGACGGAUGGAGGAAGAGGUGGAGGAGGCCACGACAAAGACAAAGAAAGAGAGAAGGAAACGGGACGCGAGGAUAAGGACAGAAGACCUGACGACAGGGAAACGGAAAAUGAGACAGAGGAAGAAGUGGAUGUGACUAUUAUCGAGACGAGUCAGGGGAACGGAGCACUGGCUGUGGUGCUGCCGCUGUUCCUGCUGGUCUGUGUGAUUGCCACAUUGGCAGCCCUGGUGUUUUUCCGUAUGUACGGCACUCCACGCCGAAUUUUGUACUUCCAAAGAUCUCUACUAGAUAAGGUGUAAGUGGAGGAGUAAAAGGAGCCAGGGAGGAGAGAAACAGGAACAAAAAGGGAGCAAAUGUUCAACAGAUAGCCAAUCGGAAGAGAGAAGAGGUGAAGGAAAAACCCUAGACCUUUAUUUUAAAAUAUUCCUACCAUCGCUUAUCUCCUAACCACUCCAUCCUUCUGUUUUCCACUCCUUUUGCCUCCACCCAUCCUCCUGUGGUAACUGACGCCAGCUUGUUGCUGUUUGUUUUAGUCAUUUUUCAAGGUCUUGCUUGUAGUUUUUUUUUUUUUUUUACCGAUGGUAAAGUUUGUGUUCUCGUGAAUUACCAGUCUGAACCUGUAUUUCCACAACGCAGAGUGAAGCAUGUUUCUUUGCAUGGGCGCCCACCUCCAACCAAUCCUCCCCUCUUUGUUAAGCUUGAACACACUCACCUAAGCACACACACACACACUUGAAAUCCAAAGGGACAUAGUUGCUUUGUUUCUUUAUCUUCCACUAAAAAAACAUGUUGGAGCCAGUUUGAACCAUAAAAGGGAAACAAAUUUGCUGACAUCCUCAUAAAGCAAGACAUACACUCUCAAGUUACACCGUUUCUAUGGCCGAUUCAUUACCUUUGUGUUCCAUGAUGAGUUUUGUCAUGAGUGAUGUUGUCAUUAGCAUUAUGACUGUUACUAUUAUUGUUGUUGAAUGUCAUUUUUUUUGUUUUGUUUUUGUAAAUUGACAUUAAAACGUCCUGCUGGACAGAGACAUACACUUUGGAAAGUGGCCUUAAUUUUAUACAUGUGGGGGAUAGUGAACAGGGGAAUCGGGUUUUGUAUGCUUGAAAUUUGAUUGUUCUUUUUUUAUAUAUAUACAUUGAAUCUAUCUCAAAUGAAAAUAAAUUGAAGAUUUAA